Messenger RNA from Oenanthe melanoleuca, 7150 nucleotides. Its product is annotated as acyl-CoA (8-3)-desaturase-like. The transcript has 12 exons. The coding region runs from base 1 to 1467 and encodes 488 amino acids. Gene Ontology annotation, cellular component: membrane. Gene Ontology annotation, molecular function: oxidoreductase activity, acting on paired donors, with oxidation of a pair of donors resulting in the reduction of molecular oxygen to two molecules of water. NCBI's taxonomy places the organism in Eukaryota, Metazoa, Chordata, Aves, Passeriformes, Muscicapidae. The record is from RefSeq and is a predicted model, not a curated record. Gene Ontology annotation, biological process: lipid metabolic process.
AUGCGGGGCUGGAGCUGCGGGAGGGAGGAGGGCAGGAGCAGGAUGGCACCGCCGGGGGGUGGCGGCGAGGUGCGGGAUGGGGACAGCAGUGGGCACAGCGAUGGGGACAGCCGUGGGCACAGCAAGGGGGACAGCAGUGGGGACAGGGACAGAGCCCCCGCAGCGGGGAUGCGGCGCUUCACCUGGGACGAGAUCGGGCAGCGGAGCGGGCGGGGGCCGGCGGGGCAGGAGCGCUGGCUGGUGAUCGACAGGAAGGUGUACGACAUCAGCCACUUCUACCGCAGACACCCGGGAGGGGCCCGGCUCCUCGUCAGCCACGCCGGGCAGGACGCCACGGAUGCCUUUGUGGCAUUCCACGUUGACAAGGUGCUGGUGAGCAAGUACUUGAAGCCACUGCAGAUUGGGGAGCUGGCACCUGACCAACCCAGCAUUGAGCCCACUAAAAAUGAAAUGCUGGUGAAAGAUUUCCGGGAAUUGCGUGCUACAGUCGAGAGAAUGGGACUCCUGGAGCCCAACCAACUCUUCUUCUUCCUGCUCCUGGCUCAUAUCCUGCUCUUGGAUACAGCUGCCUGGCUCAUCCUCUUCUACUUUGGGACAUCCUUACUGCCCUUCAUUUUCUCCCUGCUGCUGCUGACCAUUUCCCAGGUCCAGGCUUCCUGGUUACAGCAUGAUUUAGGACACCUCUCAGUAUUCAGGAAAACCAAAUGGAACCACUUGCUACACAAGUUUGUGAUGUGCCAUUUGAUUGGGGCCUCGGCCAAGUGGUGGACUCUGCUGCACUCCCAGCACCACGCCAAACCCAACUGCUUCCACAAGGACCCUGACAUUGACAUGCACCCUUUCCUCUUCACUUUGGGGAAAAAAUUCUCCGUGGAGCUUGGCAUCCAAAAGAAAAAAUACAUGCCCUACAACCACCAACACAAAUACUUCUUCAUCACUCUUCCUCCGCUCCUGUUCCCCACCUACUUCCACUGCCACACAUUCUACAUUGCCUACACAAAGAAGUACUGGGUGGACUUGGCCUGGAUGCUGACCUUCUACAUCAGAUUCUUUUAUACUUAUGGAUCUUUAUUAGAAACAAAGAGUCUCCUGGCAUAUUAUUUUAUAUUCAGGAUGCUGGAGAGCAGCUGGUUUGUCUGGGUCUCACAGAUGAACCACAUACCAAUGGAUAUCGACUAUGACAAGAAUUUGGACUGGAUGUCUACUCAGCUCCAGGCAACCUGCAAUGUGGAACAGUCACUGUUCAAUGACUGGUUCACAGGGCACCUCAACUUCCAGAUUGAGCAUCACCUGUUCCCCUCCAUGCCUCGGCACAACUACUGGAAGGUGGCCCCUCUGGUGAAGUCCCUGUGUGCCAAGCACGGCCUCGAGUACCAGUGCAAGCCUCUGCUCACAGCCUUCGCAGACAUCGUGCACUCCCUGAAGAGCUCGGGAGAGCUCUGGCACGAUGCCUACCUGCACAAAUAAAGGACAAGGCUUGGUGCCACAACUGCAUUCCCAGCAAGCUGAGGGGCAGGGACCACAAGGGACUCUCUGGCAAAAGAUAGUGAGUAAGGACUGUGGGAUAAAAUUCCAAUAGAAAUGAAGCUGCCUGGAUUUUUUUCUUCUGGUUUUUCCUAGGGUUAUGGUUCAGGUAUUUUAAGAGUGGGCAGGGCAAGCAGAAGGUGAAUUGUUAGGAGAGGGAGGAGCUCUUUGUUGACUGAGUCUCAGCAUUUCUGAGCCUGGGCAUGGGCUUAAAUCAGAUCAUGGACUGGUGGAGCUGCACACACUUAACUUCACCUCAGAGGCCUCUGACUGUGGUUUUUUUCAUUUUUUGUUUUGUUUUCCUCAUGUGGAGGGUUUAAUGAUUAAUACAGCAUUUGCUUACUUUAAUUUGAAACUACAAAGGAUUUUGGAUUAGCAUGGUGUUCCAGCAAUGUGCUUAAACCACACUAAAUUAGGAUAAACUACAAACAACACUUAGACUGUAGCAAGUGCACAUGCAGUGAAUAAAAAUAUAAAUGUGUUUUCAUUACUGUUCUCCAGAACAUCCUCAUUGUCACAAGGCCAAGAAAUACAUGGGUUAAAAUCAACUCAAGGCCUCUGCUCUUUUCAAAAUUUAUCUGGUUUGGGGGGGUGGGUCUUUGUACUUUGAGGUGGGAUGAGACAUGUGCAUGCUCCAUCUGCACUCCUCACCUAUACAGGACUAAGAUUAUACUACAGAAAGGUAAACUAAAAGUAAAAUAAAUCACCUACAGACUUUUGGUCAAAUCCAAAAGUUGCUGUUGCAGCCAAACCAAGAUUAGAUCAGAUUUUGGCUGUGCCAGGCAGAAGGUGAGUCAGUGAAAGAGACUGGUCCAGAUACUUUGAAUCAUCCGUGAGAGGAGACAGAAUCUUUCCAUAAAUUAGCAAGAAAGCCUGCUCUUUGUCUCCAGUGACUACUACAGUGAGUAGAUACUCAAACCCUGAAAGAAAAGACCAGCUUUUGGAAAGGAGACUAGGGGAACAACAAACUUUAUUUGAAUAUUAACAAUUACCACACUUUCUUUCAGUAAUUCAAGGUUAAUAAAUAGAAAUCUCAAAAGGUUAAAAGAUAUGAAAAAAGUCUCUGAUAAUGUAACAAAUGGACUUUGUACUACUUGUGCAAUGAUUGGCUGAAUUACUUAAAAACCUUUAACCUCACACAGUCAGCCAGAACAAGGGAAAGAUUUGCUAUUAAAGCAUUUUUCCUGCCUUGGAAAAAGUGCAAUUAUGUUUAGAGGUUAACAGCACAAAGUACAAUGCCUGACCCAUGGGAGUAAAAGAAGUAAUUUCAAAAAAUUCUGUCGAAAAAUUAAGAAAUAAAGCAGGAGUCACAACAGUAUCAUUUACUCACUAACACAUUUCCUCUACUUUAAAAAGCCUUUUAAAGUUACCUUAAGCAGCCUUUGAAAAUGAUUUAUUGGGUAGAUGAAAGGCCUGAUUUUGAAGAUCAUAAUUUGAUGUUUUGAUCUUUGACAUCAUUAGGCUCCUAGUUCAGGACCCUUGCAAGUCAAAAUGCAAUUAAAAAAAGAGAGCUGUGAAUGUUUCCAUUGUUUGAGAACCCAACAGUGCUCCAGUGAGGACAGGUAUGCAAGAGGAUUGAGCAAGAUUGAGAUAAAGGGCUGUGGAUAAUAUGGAAUAAAGCCUAAGCAAUAUAUGGAUCAAUGCCAGAGCAAACAGGAGCAGUUACCAAGUUUUCCCUGGGUAUCUCUGACCAAUCUUAUCAGUAUCAGUCUCAGAUGAAAGGCUGCCUGCACUCCCUCGGGAAAAUAUUGAAUAGCUGGAUGAGAUUUUACAAAGAAGGUAUCACUGAGCAGCCCAAAGAAGGAAACAAACAAAUUAGUCAUAUAUCCCAACAGAAAAGCAUAAACAAACAAAAGAAACCCCAAAACCAAAACAUCACUCCAAAAAAAAUAUGGUACAUGAAAAGAGAGUGAAAGGAAAAUCAGCAUCAGCAGCAUCUUCCUUAAAUGUGAAUGAUGAAGAAAACAUCAUUCUAAAAAUAUUAAUAGAAAAGUUAAUGCAAAAUAUUAACUGGCUUCCUCUAAAAUACAGCCUUGAUUCCUGCAACUCUGAAAGGCAAAAUUCCAUUCUUUCUUACAGUAGUGUCUUGGAAUCAGAGGUUCAGGGAAGACAGCUCCUACUUGAAGUAACACUGAAAAUUUAAAUUCAAAGUGAAGUAUUCUUCCAAUAAAAUCUCUUAGGAAAACUACUGGGGGGCUGAAGCACCUUGGACUCUGCAUACAAAAUAAGUAAAGCAGGGAAAAUGAGAUUUCUUUAUUCCUGGUUUUCCAGCCUCCCUCCACAAAGUCGAGUAUUGUUGAGACCUUGUAGACAACACAGGAACUAUAAUCAUGUAGGAAUUCUGUAUUUUCAUUCUGUUUGGGGAGUGUUGCAAGUGUAACUUAGUCUGUAACUAGUACCUGCCAUCACACUCCUUCCUCAAUACAUCUUACAAAAUAUAAACACAAGGUCAAAGAUUCCCAAGUGUGCAGAAGAGAAUCAUACAAUAGUUGGGUAGGAAAGUGUAUCCACUUCUGUGUCAAUCACAAAUCAAUAAUCACAGGGACAAGGAUUUGCUGCAUUGGGGAAAAAAACCCAACAAAACAAAACAAAACAAAAAAAAAAAAAAAAAAAAAAAAAAAACCCAAACAAACCAACAAAGCUCCCAAUCCUGGUCAAAGUUUAAAAAUGGGGAACCUGAGAGAAACAUGCAAAGAAUAAAUAUUGAAAAUUAACAGACACAGCAAAUCUAUAUAAAGGAUUUCUUUGGUUCAUCACAUGCUAUGAAACAGGAAAACAGGAAAUGAAGUUUUCCUUCUGACUCGGUCCAUUAGAGAUUUACAGCAUUUGAACUGCUCUGAGUAGCAGGAUGUAAAAAUAUUUAGUGGUGGUUUUUUUAUUAAAAAAGUAAAAUUAUCAGUUUAUCAAGCUUCAGUGUGUGAUUCGAGAACAAAUUUCAGCCCAGUUCUUGAGGGUCUGCAGUGCAAGAUUUCCAGCUGAUCUGCGGUUGGAGUUUGACUUUAGGUGGAAUUCCAGCAUGAAAGUCCAAGCUUUCAAUAGACAACUAAAGCACACAGGCUCUGCAGUCCAGGUUGCAAAAAUGUCAUUAUUAAGCAUCAGCUAUCAAAUACUUCACUUGUUAUUUUUACACCACUGUCUGGUUGUUCUGAGGUGCUUUCCCAGACUCUGUAACAAUGUACCACUUUACAAACAUACUUUUGCAAACACAAGGCUGCUUUUGGGAAUCCUCUUCAUCUUUCUGAUCCAUCUCAGCUGGAAUCAUCCUGAAUCAUCCUGAUGAUGGCAAAACUGCCUCAAAUUCAUUUAUAAAAAUCAAAAUAGGGCCUCAGUUCUUUUCCCAAUUCUGUCCAAAAUGGCCUUGGGCAACUGCUGAGGUUUAAUCCUCAGUAUCAGUUGAGGCUAUGCUCAAGUCCACCUCUGCAUGCCAUGACCCGUGUCAUGAGCACACCCCUUUGACCGCAAACAUCAGUUCAGACUGAGCUCUGCAAUAUUACCCAGGGGGCAAAGAUCAGGCUUUACCAUGCACUGCAGACCUCCAUGUAAUUUGCUAUCAGCAAGAGAUAACACACAACACAUUAGUGGAUCGAUUCAUUUCUGCAGUGCUGGGCUGGACCCCACACCCCACACAAAAAACUCAGGGUGUGGAGUCAUAGAGGGUUCAUUCAAUCCAAUCCCUUGCAGUGAACAGGGGCAUCUUCCACCAGCCCAGGUUGCUCAGGGCCAUGUCCAACCUGGCCUUGAACAAUUCCAGGGACGUGGCACCCAUCACCUCCCUCAGAAACCUGAACCUCAUCACCCUCACAAAACAUUUUAUGAGAAAACAGUGAUCCACCUGCCUGCGAGAAUUCAGGGAUCAGAUCUCCAAACAGAGAACAAACAGCCUUUUUCUGCAAGAUGAGCAACAGGUAUGGAAUAUUUGGCAAAACAAAGUGAUUGGUUUGUUGGAAGCUGAAAUUGUGGACAGCCACACACUGCUUAGCAAGCAAUUCCCAUCAAUGAGCUGCACUAAGGAAAGGAAAUAGGGGCUUUUUCCAACAUCUCUGAAGAACUGGAAGUCUGAUCCAAACCUACCUCAUCCUUUUUCUCCCUACAUAAAAUUUAGCAAUCUCAUGAACUUCCCCAUCUCCUGGCACAGCUCCCUACAACAAAUGUGAUUCUGUUUUUGGAUAUUCAAGUGCAAAUAUUUUGGGGAAGGGAAAAUAACCUAGGAAUGAAGGCCCAUUAAAAGAAGAGGUACUCCUGGAGAAGCUGUAAUUUUCCAAACAUUAGUUUCAAAUUCAUUCCCAAAUCCACUGCUAGAGAUGUGCAUCUAAAAUAAAACAGUAAUAAAAAAAAUGUUGAGCAAUUCUGCUUUACAGACCACUGAAAUCAUAUUUCAACAACCUGGCAAAGGAAUGUUUGAUUUUAAUGGAACAGAACACAAAAACAAAACAAAACUGCUGUUGUGUCAUGUCAACAGUCUAUUAUCACAAUAAUGAGCUGUAAAUGGAUUUAUUGUCUUAUUUGAAGAAAUAGCAUUAUUGUUCUUCCUAAUGCCCUCCACAGCUUUGGGAAAAGCUAAGUUUUUAGUACAACACUUGUCACAGACAGUUUAGCACAUUUAAGUAGUUUAAACACAACUGUAGGGUUGAAAUAUAAGUUUUAAAAACAAAGACAGCUGCAAAAAGUAAACCCAAUCUACAGCUACUGCACCACCUCCAGCAAAAGAUGAAGGGAUGUAUGAAGUUCCUAGAUUAACACAAAGUAUUUGAAGAAAUUUGCACAGAAAACAUAUUGCUAAGAGAUUUUGCAUUCCAUUUAUUUCAGAAAUAAAAGAAGACAACAAUAUAAAUCACUUAGCAGACACAACCAAAAUCAGAAAGGCCUUGUUUACCCUUUUCCAAAACUGACUAGGAUUCUCUGUUCCCGUUUCCAGUGGAAAUAUUCCCACCCAAUCAUGUAAUCCCACAUUCCUGAUCAGGUAAAAAGCAACCCAGAAUACCAUAGGUUAUCAGUUCAUAUUAUUUUACUGCACCUCUAUCCCACCUAAUUUUUCACAAUAGGUUGGUAGAUCAAUUAAUUGCAGAGCAAGCAACAUCCUACAAAAUUUAACAGAACAGUGUUUAGUAUCUACUCUUCUUUACCUUGCCACCAUUCCUAGGAAUUCACACUUAAAUCAGGAAGUAAUCCUAGUCAAAAUACAACUCAAGGCAGACCCAGAAAUGUAAUGAUUAUUGAGAUAUCACCCCCAAACUGCUAUGAUUUUAUUUUUUUACAUUCCCCUGAGUUAAGAGAAGAAGCUGGCUCUGAAAUACUUUGCAUUUAGCUUGGACAAUAAUUAUUCCAUAACUGGGGUUCCAAAUUUUUUUUGCACAAUUCAACUAACUAAAUGGGUAACAUGACAACAUGCCUCAAAUCAGGUUUUAGAUAUAUUUUCAAGAUAUCUACAUUCAUACAAACAUGCUGCUUUAAUUAAAGGGUCACCCUGAAAAUUAGCCCUGGCUCAAUCAAGAAAGAGCAACAGCAGAUUAUUGCAGUAAAAUAACAAUUUCAGCAACCACUGGGAAUAGUUCUGACAGUUCUUGAGCUUGAAUUUCAAUAUUCAUGCAUUUGAAGGUUUAUUUUUCAAACAUUUGGCACGCUAAUA